Molecule: messenger RNA, 1026 nt
Organism: Laetiporus sulphureus 93-53
Lineage: Eukaryota; Fungi; Basidiomycota; Agaricomycetes; Polyporales; Laetiporaceae
Exons: 4
Coding region: 1-861 (286 amino acids)
Source: RefSeq, a predicted model, not a curated record
AUGUCUAAAGUACUGCCGACUAUUGAUUCCCCAUCCUCUACCGCCGCGAUUUAUCCUCAUGCUCCCAAUCAAUUCCAUAUCGUUCUCGGACAAAUCGAGGAACGCGUGCAGUUGCCUGGAGAGAAUAUUCUGGAAAUUGGAUGUGGACAGGGAGACUGCACAGUUGCACUAGCAGCGGCGAUAGGCGAGGCUGGACAUGUAACUGCUGUAGACCCAGCGAGCCUCGACUAUGGCUCGCCAUACACGCUGGGCCAAGGUCAGAAGCACAUCCGAGCAUCCACGCUUGGCCCACGUAUAUCCUUCGUCCAAGCAGACCCGCUGGAUUUCCUCGCGCGUACCACGGACACCUAUAUCACGGCUAUCCUUGCGCACUGCAUCUGGUACUUCUCUUCAGCAGACACACUACGUGACAUCCUCUCCGCGCUCAUCCCCCAUACGCGCCGCAUCUGCAUCGCAGAAUAUGCAUUGCGCGCCACAGAUCCCCGUGCCAUGCCGCACGUCCUCGCCGCCUUGACACUAGCGUCCCUAGAAUGUCGCAAGCUGACGUCAACGAGCAACAUUAGGACGGUCCUGUCUCCGGCAGCCAUCACGAUGGCUGCGAGUUCUGCGGGGCUCGUGCUCGUGCGAGAGGACAUAAUCGUCCCGUCUGAGGGCAUGCUGGACGGACGAUGGGAAGUGGGUACAGUGCUUUCGGAGGACUUCGAAAGGGAGGUCGUGGAGAGUGUUCAAGAUAGCAGAGAAAGAGCUCUAGUCAUGGCUAUGAGAGAUAGUGUCCAGGCGGCGAAGGAGAUACUCAAGGAGAAGGGAGAACAGGUCAGGACCAUGGAUGUAUGGGUGGCGGCCUUUGAAACGCGUACGUAAUGGCUUUCUCAAGAACGUCUCCAGGCCAGGUGAUGAGGUGAUGAGACUGAGGUUACCGUUUAAACUUUUGCAUCGAGUCUUCAACCGGGAUCUCGUCCUCCAUUCUUGUUUAAAGAGAGGGUCAUUUGGUGUUUCAUAUGCUUAUUGAUCGGCCGAGCGAUCUAU